AUGUUCGGAGGAGGCGGCGUCGGCUCUUCGUGGGCAAAUCCGCAGCAAAAUCAACAACAGCCCUCAGCAUUCGGACAGCCAACAGGCUUUGGUGCAACCAACACGGGUGCCUUUGGUUCUACAGGAGCCUUUGGUCAACCAGCACAACAGCAGCAACCUCAGGCGAAUCCGAUGUUUGGAAAUUUAGGCGGAUCCAGCACAACCACCCCAGCGACUGGCUUCGGAGCAUUUAAUACCAAUACCAAUGCUUCCCAGGGAGCUUUUGGUGCGAAGCCCGCCACCGGCUUUGGCGCGUUCGGGGGAGGUGGCGCGUUUGGAGGUGGAGGUGGCGGGAGCACUUUUGGGGCACCUGCGAACAAUCCAGCUCCAGCCACGGGACUCUUUGGACAAGCUGCUCCUGCACCUACGACGGGCGCUUUUGGUGGAAGUACCAAUCUAUUUGGUGGAAACAAGACCACUGGAUUUGGAACAACGACAGCUCCCCCUGCAGUAACCACCGGCACCUCUAAUCCCCAGUAUUCGCCCUUCACUGAAAAAGACCAAAAUGUCACCUCGCAAUAUCAGGCUAUAUCAUGCAUGCCUGCUUACUCUGGUUAUUCUUUUGAGGAACUCCGUGUUCAAGAUUAUGCACAAGGUCGUAAAACGGCUGGCAGCUUUGGUCAGUCUGCAGCAUUUGGCACUCAACAACCCACCACCGGUCUAUUCGGCGCAACGCAACCUGCUCAGCCAAAUCAGCAACCCUCGCUUUUUGGUGCCCCAGCAAAUACGACGACAUCAAAUACUGGUUUUGGCGCUUUUGGUGGUAAUACCACGACAAAUCAACCACCUGCACCAGCGACGACUGGUUUGUUCGGAGGUACUACAUUUGGUGCGCAACAACCAGCGCAGACCUCAGCAUUUGGAGGAGGUGCAUUUGGCUCGACGCAGCCUCAACAACCGCAACAGCAAACAGGGUUGUUUGGUGGAGGUUCAGCGUUUGGUGGCACGGCACCUAAACCCGCGUUCGGAGCGUUUGGUGGUGGUGGUGGCACUACUGCUGCUACAACUGGCAGUGCUUUUGGGGGUGGCUCCGCAUUCGGGGGACAAAGUCAACAGCCUGCCCAACAAACAACUGGGGGUCUUUUCGGAAAUACGCAACCGGCCACAACCAAUGCGUUUGGCGGAAAUACAUUUGGCUCAACUGCCAAUAAGCCUUUGUUUGGGACGCAGCCAGCAACUCAACCUACAACUGGAUUUGGAAUUUUUGGCGGUGGCCAGCAGCAGCAACAGCAGCAGAACCCGCAACAGCCAUCACAAACUCAACAACCAUCUCUUUUCGGUGGCGGCACCGGAUUGUUUGGUAAUCAACAGCCACAACAGCAGCAGGGUGCUCAAACUACGAAUCCAUUAUUUGGUGGUUCAACCACCCAACAGCAAGGAAACACAGGUUUGUUUGGAAACAGCUUGUUCGGCAACAACCAGCAACAAAAUCAGCAGCAACCUGCUUCGACUGGGGCACUUGGUUUGUUUGGUGGCAAUAAAGCUGCUACCCCUCAGGGAUCAUUCUCGACUGGGUUCAACCAACAACAAAAUGCGACUCAGCCAACUCAGUCCCUUUUCGGAAACACUCUUGGCCAACAAAAUCAGCAAUCAAAUUUAUUUAACAAGCCUUCCCCUCUUGGUCAGUCAGCUUCGAUGGGUCAGUCGAUUGGAUUAUUUGGGUCGACAUUGGGAAAUCCUGUGGGUUCCUUCAAUGCCUCCGCCAAUACUCAAGGCGCACAGGGCACACUUACUGCGUCGAUAUCACAACCCAUUGGAGCCAAUUUGCCCAUCUUCGCCAUGCUGCCUCCAGGUCCUCGGCUCAUUGACCUGGAAUCUCAACCAAAGAAAAAAUCUGGAUUUUUCGUCGAUAUCCCCACCCGUUCCCCUGUUCCCCGCGUUCAGCUAGGAUACACCCCUGCCAACUCAAAGCUCCGUGGCUUUGGAUCUUCGACAAUGGCAUCUUCCACGACGGGAAACCCGUUCACCGCCUCCUUUACCACUGGGAAAGCCAAUGCUUUGACGUUGAACAAAUCUGUAGAUACCAGGGCGUCUUCUCUUGGGCCCGACGGAUUUUUGGGGCGAAGCGGAAGCCCGUCACUUGGGAGUGGAGGGCGUCAGAGCGUGAAAAAAGUGAUUUUGGACAAGAAGGUGGAUCCUUCAGAAUUGUUUGUCAAGUCGGGAAGCCCAGGAUCAAUGAAGGGAGGGAAGGUGACUUUCAGCCCGCAAAUGAGCGUCCUUGCUCGAGAAAAGGAAGCGGCGGCUGCGUUAGUAGCUCCAUCUGUCAUUGAAUCGCCUACGCCGGUGUCACGUCCUCAACGUAGCCCUAAUCGCUUUGCGGCGCAAGGUUCUCAGAACGGAACAGCUGAGGACUCUACCACGCUGGACGAAGGCGACUAUUGGGUGAAACCCGACCUUGCUGUGCUGAAAAAGGCUGGGUACGACCAACUUUCGGCCUUUGAAGGACUCAAGCUCGGGCGUGUCGGCUAUGGAGAAAUCACAUUUUUGGAGCCUGUCGAUUUGACCGGUCUCCCUAAACUUGGUGCACUUCUUGGGGAAGUCGUACGGUUUGACGACAAGGAGUGCAGUGUCUACCCUGACAGUGAAGAGGUAGACAAGCCACCUCCAGGAUCUGGGUUGAACGUCAAGGCAAGGAUAUCAUUGGAGCGAUGCUGGCCAGCGGACAAGGCGACGAGGGAACCGAUCAAGGAUCCCAGCCAUGCGAGUGCUGUGAAGCACCUGAAACGGCUGAAGAAUAUGAAGGAUACACAUUUCGAAGGCUUUGAUAUAGAGACUGGGAAAUGGACUUUUACUGUUGACCAUUUCUGA
Messenger RNA from Laccaria bicolor S238N-H82, 2847 nucleotides. RefSeq lists its product as uncharacterized. Gene Ontology annotation, biological process: post-transcriptional tethering of RNA polymerase II gene DNA at nuclear periphery; RNA export from nucleus; protein import into nucleus. The transcript has 8 exons. The record is from RefSeq and is a predicted model, not a curated record. Gene Ontology annotation, molecular function: structural constituent of nuclear pore. NCBI's taxonomy places the organism in Eukaryota, Fungi, Basidiomycota, Agaricomycetes, Agaricales, Hydnangiaceae. Bases 1 to 2847 code for a protein of 948 amino acids. Gene Ontology annotation, cellular component: nuclear pore; nuclear pore cytoplasmic filaments.